Aureobasidium pullulans EXF-150 is the source of this 485-nucleotide messenger RNA. RefSeq lists its product as uncharacterized. The coding region runs from base 43 to 414 and encodes 123 amino acids. The record is from RefSeq and is a predicted model, not a curated record. Lineage: Eukaryota; Fungi; Ascomycota; Dothideomycetes; Dothideales; Saccotheciaceae. The transcript has a single exon.
UUCCAGCCUUAUCAUUGGCUUCCGCAAACCAACGUCUGCAACAUGACAUCUGACGGACUGCUGGAUGACGAGGACGUACACUACUGCAUCCUGCACAUGGAUAUUCUAAUCGUCAUGUUGUCGACAUGGCUUGCUUGUACUUUUGAAAAGACUCGAGUUGCGACUUGCUGCAAGUGGAAGGGGAGAGGGAUGUGCAAGUGUUCGGGAACCAAAACUUACCUGAGGGAACUACUUCCACCUCAAACGCCUCACCCGGCAGAUGCUUUUGACACUCCUUCGAAGCUCUCGGCAGCUCGCAUGAUUGAUCGAUCAUUGAACGCGAAUCUCGCGGAAUCGGACCAUCCAGGAAUCGAAUGUAUUCCUUUGAUAUGCCGCCCAUUUGAAUAUCAUGCCGUCCUUGCCGACGGCAAUUGAACGAACGACGAGAAGGAUGCCAGACAACAACGGCAUUGAGCUUCUGCCGCGCGCUUCCUUAAGCACGUGGG